Molecule: messenger RNA, 1314 nt
Organism: Polyodon spathula (Mississippi paddlefish)
Lineage: Eukaryota; Metazoa; Chordata; Actinopteri; Acipenseriformes; Polyodontidae
Product: ATP synthase mitochondrial F1 complex assembly factor 2-like
Exons: 8
Coding region: 357-1235 (292 amino acids)
Biological process (GO): mitochondrial proton-transporting ATP synthase complex assembly
Cellular component (GO): mitochondrion
Source: RefSeq, a predicted model, not a curated record
GUCACAGGCAGGGUCAAUGCUAUGGCGGCGUCUGUGGAGAGUGGAAUGUGAAUGUCAUCGGUUUUCAUGUUGAUUUUAAUAAAACUAGAAAACAACCAACGAAUAAGAAACAUAGUGUUCAGAUUGGAUGCAUUCCUAAUAAAUAAGACGUGUUUUAAAUUAGGGAUGCAGAACUAAUUAUAAUAUUGUAAUGUUCCGGUAUUACACUACAGUACAUUUGUGUUAUUAUUAAUACCGGCACUUGUACACUACUUGUUAGAAGAGAGACGCUCUGUUUCUUUUCCAAAGGUUUAGCUAACCAAUUUCAAGUAAGUACUUUAUUUAUAAUAGUUUGGAAUUGUAACGAGCUGAAAAAUAUGUUCCGGAAUGUGCUACGUUUGUAUAGUAAUUCGCUUCCAGUGUGCUGCUGUCCAGUGAUCACAAGCCUGACACAAACCAGACAACUUUUGGAAUGCAGACGAACCUAUUCAUCAGCAAAAUCAGAAAAAAAGAAAUUUUAUCAGGAUGUCAGUAUUUCACAAGGAGAAGGUGGAGUGUUUGAGAUCAAUCUGGACCGCAGAAAGUUGAAAACUCCGGGUGGGAAGUUAUUCACCGUCCCCAGUGAGGCUCUGGCUGUGGCUGUAGCCACUGAGUGGGAUGUGCAAAGAGAUACACUCAAGUUCUACACAAUGCACAUGACCACCUUGUGUAACACAGCUCUUGAUAACCCCACACAGAGGAACAAGGAUCAGAUUAUCGCAGCUGCACUCAAGUAUCUGGAGACAGACACAAUCUGCUACAGGGUUGAGGAACCUCCAGGUUUGGUGCAGCUUCAGAAAAAUGAAUGGGACCCUGUUAUGGAUUGGAUAGAAAAAAGGUAUAAUGUGGUGAUAGGCUCCUCGUCAAAUAUAAUGGGACCCACAAUCCCAGAGGAGACUAAAGAUACCUUUCGACAGCACCUGGCCUCCUACAACUUCUGGGCUUUAACAGGUUUGGAGUACGUGAUCACACAGCUUAAAUCGGUGAUUCUGUCGUUUGGUUUAAUCGACCAGCACCUCACUGUAGAAAAGGCAGUGCAGCUGUCCCGACUGGAAGAAGAAUUCCAGAUCCACCACUGGGGCAAUGUGGAGUGGGCCCACGAGUAUGACCUGCAGGAACUCCGCUCUCGCACUGCAGCCGGGACCCUGUUUGUGCACCUGUCUUCUGAGAGUGCAACUAUCAAACGCAAACUUCUGCAAGACUUGGAGUUUAUCUAAACACUGAAAUCAUUAAAUGUACAAUAUUCUGUACAAAAGAUGGACCAUCAUCUGCCAUUAAAAUCUACUGUGAAAUUAA